GUGGCGCAGCGCGCUCCCGCCGGCGGCGCGCGGCGCUGGGAGCGAGGCCGAGCCGGGCGGAGGCGGCGGCUGCGGAGGAGACGGGCGGAAAAUGGCGGACAGGUUCUCCCGCUUCAACGAGGACCGGGACUUCCAGGGUAAUCACUUUGAUCAAUAUGAAGAAGGACACUUGGAGAUUGAACAGGCAUCUCUAGACAAGCCAAUAGAAUCGGAUAAUAUUGGACACCGCUUACUCCAGAAACAUGGGUGGAAGCUGGGCCAGGGAUUGGGAAAAUCACUUCAGGGUAGAACAGAUCCCAUCCCUAUCGUCGUCAAGUAUGAUGUCAUGGGCAUGGGCCGGAUGGAAAUGGAGCUUGAUUAUGCCGAAGAUGCCACUGAACGGAGGCGUGUACUGGAGGUGGAGAAAGAAGACACCGAAGAGCUGAGGCAGAAGUAUAAGGAUUAUGUCGACAAAGAAAAGGCAAUUGCCAAGGCCCUGGAAGACCUCCGAGCAAACUUUUACUGUGAACUCUGUGACAAGCAGUAUCAAAAACAUCAAGAGUUUGACAACCACAUAAACUCUUAUGACCAUGCUCAUAAACAGGAAGGAACUCAAGAUUAUUGCGAAUCAGGGACAAUAGCUGAUGUGUUGAAAGCAAAUCCUUCUAAUUUUGGAGUCCAGAUCACAAGAAGGCUGAAAGAUCUCAAGCAAAGGGAAUUUGCUCGCAAUGUCUCUUCAAGAUCGCGUAAAGAUGAGAAGAAGCAAGAGAGAGCCCUCCGGCGUCUACACGAACUGGCUGAGCAGAGAAAGCAAGCUGAAUGCGCUCCUGGAAGUGGGCCCAUGUUCAAAACGACCACUGUGGCUGUAGAUGAAGAAGGUGGUGAUGAUGAUAAUGAUUCAGCAGCUUACAGCAGUUCUUCCAUGCAAACAACUUCUAGCCAGGCCACAGAAAUAACCACGGACAGGGGGGUCAUUCUGAACACUGGACAAGUCAGCAGCACUGUUCUGUCAGGCCAAAUGCCAGUCCAGGCAACACAGGCAAUCAGUUUUGGCCUUAAGAAUAAUUUGGGAACUCCACUGCAGAAGAUAGGAGUGUCGUUCUCAUUUGCCAAGAAGGCUCCAGUAAAGCUUGAGUCUAUAGCGUCUGUUUUCAAGGACCAUGUGGAGGAAUCUAAUCCUGCAGAUGGAACAAAAACUGAGGAGAGAGCCUCCUCUGAUCAAGGGACUUUGCAGAAGACUGGUGAGGCCGAGCCCACAAAUAGUCCUGACAACAGAGUUGAAGAUGAUGACCAGCACGAAAAAGACAAUGGAUCUCUUGCCACUACAUUAUCUAAGUUAAAAAAGAUGAGAAGAGAAGAUGGACCAGUGCCGCUAGAGCCAGAAUAUUACCAUUAUAUUCCCCCAGCCCAUUGUAAAGUAAAACCUAACUUUCAGUUCCUGCUUUUCAUGAAGUCCACAGAGCAAAUGGAAGCAGAAAAUGCAAGCAAAAAAACAGUGCAUGAAAGUAAAAAGAGUAAUUCUCCAAAACCCAAAGCUGGCAAGCACACAGAAAAGACAGCUGAGUGCACUGUGCAGCAGAAGGAGCCAAGUACAACUGAACUUACAGAUCAGAGAAGCAAAACAGAAGCAAAAGAAAUUCCAGAAAAUGCAAAUGUACAAGAAAGCAAGCAGUCUACAGAAAGCAAUCCCCCAGAACAAGACACUACUAAAGAAGCCAUUCAGCCUGUCCCUGGUCGUAAAGAAGUCACCGAGGGACCGAAGCAUCCAAUGGGACCCUUUUUCCCAGUUUUGAGUAAAGAUGAAAGCACUACUUUGCAGUGGCCUUCAGAACUUCUGAUAUUCACCAGGGCAGAGCCAUCUGUUUCAUACAGUUGUAAUCCCUUGUAUUUUGAUUUUAAGCUGUCACGCAACAAAGAUGCUAAAGCAAAAGGAGCAGAAAAACCGAAAGACACAUUAGGUCUUUCUAAGGAAAAUAUACAGUCCACAGAAUUUAGUGACAUAAGCAAAAGUAAGGAAAGAGGAAGCACAGCUAACAGUUCCGCUGCAAAACCAGAAAAUAAACUGGUCUCUGUCUGUGGUACCCAGAGCAAGCAGGAGUCCAGCUUGGCAAGCAUUAGCAAACUGGAAGAAACAGAUGUCAGUAGUAAAACUCUAACCAAUAAAAAAGACAAGGCUGGGAAAUCCCACAAACAUAAAAAGAAAAAGAAGCACAAAAAGUCCAGCAAGCACAAACGUAAACACAAGGAAGAAGCUGAAGAGAAAAGCCGAAAAACUGACAUGAGGGAGGAGAAACCCAAGAAACGGAAAAAACACAAACACAAAAAAAGCAAAUCGUCUCUUCCUUCUGAAUCUGAGCGGGUGCUGAAACCUGACAUGCCCGACGAGGGGGGCCAUCUGCAGAAGAGAAAGCACUGCUUUCAGGACCCUCAGCGGAAACCACUCUCUGCCGAAGAGGGUACUAGUGGCAAAAAAGAGGACAGUGGUAACUCUUCCCAAGAGCACAGCAGCAAAAAACACAAGACUGACCUGCAGCAAUCAUCUUCUGCCUCAAAGAGGCGGUGUUCUGCUCCUUCUCUUGGCAGGUCCAGCUGUAGGAGCCGACAGAGUAGUGGGGACUAUGACAGUGAUGAAGGCUCUCACCGAAAAGACUUCCGACAGAAAUCAGUGUCACAGUACAGUGAUGAUUAUGACUCUGGUAGCGACCACUCCAGAAGCCGUUCCAGAUCAGGGCGAAGACAUUCUUCUCGCAGGUCCUCUCGAAGAUCAUACUCAACGAGUUCUGAUGGCUCUUCAGACCACAGUAGGUAUAGUCGCAGGAGAAGUUAUUCAGAUGAUAGCUAUAGUGACUACAGUGACAGAUCAAGGUGUCAUUCAAAGAGGUCUCAUGACUCAGAGGAUUCUGACUACAACAGCUCAAAACGCAGAUCAAAAAGGCACAAGUACUCCUCCUCAGAAGAUGACUACAGUCUAAGUAGAAGCAGGUCUAGAAGUCGGAGCAGGAGCCGAACCCACACUAGGGGAAGGUCGAGAACAAGAAGUCGGGGUAGAACACGGAGCAGCAGUUGCAGCCGCAGUCGAAGCAAGAGGAGAAGUCGGAGCAUAACUGGCCGCAGUUGGAAACGAAGCCGGAGCUACAGCAGAGAUCGCAGCCGGAGCACAAGAAGCCAUUCAGAGAGAUCUCUUUCAAGAAAGGGCUCUCGGGAUCAUGAGAGCCCUGAAGACAGGAGAUCUGGGCGAAGAGACUUCAUCAGAUCCAAAAUAUAUCGCUCGCAGUCUCCGCACUAUUUCAGGGCAGGCCGAAGUGAAGGGGCUUUGAAAAAAGAGAGCAGAGGAGAUGAAACAAAGGGAACUAGCUCUCUCCCCCAAAAUAGCUGUAGCUCUGGCUUGGGGAAAGCUCCUGAAAGUGACUGUGGUCCAGAAGAAAAGAAUUCAGUCACAGCAAAACUGCUACUAGAAAAGAUUCAGUCCAGGAAGGUUGAAAAGAAGCCCAGUGCUAAUGAUGAAAUGCUAACAGGGGCAAACAAGGUUGGGAUAAAACUUAAAGAUCCUCCACAGGGGUACUUUGGCCCUAAGCUUCCUCCCUCAUUAGGCAACAAACCAGUUCUCCCUUUAAUUGGGAAGCUCCCUACGAUCCGAAAACCAAAUGCCAAGAGGUAUGAAGAGUUGGGAGUAGAGAGGGGUGAGGAACAGGAGCUGUCGGAGGCUGAGGAAGUUCCCCAGGGUAGCGGGGAGAGUCAGUUGGCAGGCCAGCCUCUGCUGGAGGAGGAGGUGGUGGUGUUGCUGCAGGACAAACCCCUGGAAGAACAGAAACCUGCUGAACCUGCUGUGGAAACACCACCAAUUCCUCUUGAACCGCAGGCACUUCCCGAAUGCUACAGUUCUGGAGAGCUCGUUAUGCCGCACAGCUAUCUCUCUGAUCCCAAUGAUGGUGAUGUAUUAGAACCCGUGGAGAGUAGGAACCCACCUGUCCCUGUAGAAACCAGCAUGAUGCCUUUAGUUCCAGAUGUUGAACACUUUCCUGGUUACGUGACUCAGAGUGGGGAGCCAAGCAUUGACGGAGAGCCAGAAGGAGCAGAAGAUUCCUCCCUGGCACCACUUGAGAGCCAACCAAUCACUUUCACGCCUGAAGAAAUGGAGAAGUACAGUAAGCUUCAGCAAGCAGCUCAGCAGCACAUUCAGCAACAGCUUUUAGCAAAGCAAGUCAAAACCUUUCCUGCUUCAGCAGCGCUGGCCCCAGCAGCACCUGCUCUGCAACCUAUCCACAUUCAGCAGCCAGCAGCUGCAACAUCCAUCACCACUGUGCAGCAUGCCAUUCUGCAGCAUCAUGCCGCUGCGGCUGCUGCAGCCAUCGGAAUUCACCCCCACCCUCACCCCCAGCCUCUUGCUCAGGUUCAUCAUAUACCCCAGCCCCACUUGACACCCAUUUCAUUGUCCCAUUUAACCCACUCUAUUCUUCCAGGGCACCCUGCUACAUUUCUAGCCAGCCAUCCCAUACAUAUCAUUCCUGCGUCUGCUCUCCAUCCAGGUCCCUUUACCUUUCACCCUGUUCACCAUGCUGCUCUUUAUCCCACGCUUCUUGCCCCUCGACCUGCUGCUGCUGCAGCUGCUACAGCUUUACAUCUGCAUCCCUUGCUCCACCCCAUUUUCUCAGGUCAGGACUUGCAGCACCCUCCCAGCCAUGGCACCUGAAGAGAUGGUAACUCCGCCUCGGAGCGGAGACGUGCACGUUUCGAAAAGUCGGGUGACGGUGAUCCAGCAGACAGGUGAGGCCUGAGAAUUUCCUUUCACUCCUAACAGCCAUGGAAGUGGGGUCUGGCUUGAAGGCCAUAGAGAUGGUGCAGCGGUUCUGUUUUGUGCGUGUUGUGUGCAUUUGUUUACUAUUAGGGAUUUUCUCACGUUUCCCCAUCUGAGAGAACAUAUUCAUGUAGCACCAUCAUGGCCCAGAUGAAUCAUCUCAAAUUCAGACAGACAAGAUGCUUUGUGAAGCGCUUUUUUUCCUGUAUUCUUACGUCUUUAUUCAUCUUCCUUCUGCUCUCUUGUACAUUACACAGUGUUUCAUACUCUGGCUAAUGGCUCUCUCUCUCUCUCUCUCUCAAAUCCUUGUAAUGAGGUCAUCUAAUUAAAAUGGUCUACAUGAUUGAAUCCUGGUUGUAAUCAGUGAUGCUGCAUGCAUAAAACAUAUAAUAACUGACAGCUGUGUCCCGCCAAGGGGACUUUGCUGGAAGGGCAUAGCCACUCUUGGUUUUGCUGGGGCAGUGACCAGUUAGCAGACAUUGCAGAAGAGUUUUUGGUACCUGAUGUCACAUACCCCACUGUCUGACGUAAGCAGUGAAGGUGGAAAUAAGAUUUAAUUUUAAAGCUUUACUGAACAAAAGAGCUAACUGUGUUCAAAGCUUGGGCACUUCUCCAUCAUGCGUUAACAUUCUGCUCCCAGGUGAGGAUUGUGUGGUGAAGCCUUUUGUGUGAAACAGAGAGGUGUUCUUAGAUUGCUGGCUUGUGACUUUGGUCUAGGCUUUGACCACUGUACUAUUGAGAGAGAUCUUUCAUACUCCGAUCUCCCGAAGUGUUGUAAAAAGGAGGCAUUUGAGAAUGAAAAGAAAAUCCCUUCCUGAGUUGAAGCAAUACGGAGGACUGGAACCCAAUAACAAUCUGGAGAAAUUAACCAGAAUAUGUAAAGUGUAUUCUUUCCUCUGUAAUAUUGAUGUUUGUUUAUUAAUUUAUAGGAUUUUUUUAAAUGUAAAGACUUGCACUGAACUCUGUAAACGUAAAAAUGCUGCUUUUUGUAGCUCAUAUAAGAAAGGUUACACACUUGUAGUAUACUGCAAUGAUAUUUUUUACAGCCCGUUCUUUUAGUGGUACUUGUUCUGGUGGCUUUUGUGUAAAUAUGUUUGCUGUAGUUGAAAUAAAACACUUGUAAAGGUUAAACUAAUCGUUUCAGCUAGAUAUAAAAUGACUAAGCAUGUAUAUUUUAUCAAGCUCAUGUAUUUUUGGAGUUUUUAUGUACUAUAAAAUGUAAAAAAAAAAUCUUCAUUUAGCAUUUUGCAGAAGAAAAAUGUGAGAUUUGGAAUAAAUGCGGUGCAUUGAAGACA
This is a messenger RNA of Caretta caretta (loggerhead turtle), 6069 nucleotides long. It is a transcript of the gene GPATCH8, whose product is annotated as G-patch domain containing 8. The record is from RefSeq and is a predicted model, not a curated record. Lineage: Eukaryota; Metazoa; Chordata; Testudines; Cheloniidae. Gene Ontology annotation, cellular component: nucleus. Gene Ontology annotation, molecular function: nucleic acid binding.